Messenger RNA from Aspergillus pseudotamarii, 1543 nucleotides. Its product is annotated as SDR family oxidoreductase. Bases 174 to 1097 code for a protein of 307 amino acids. The transcript has 3 exons. NCBI's taxonomy places the organism in Eukaryota, Fungi, Ascomycota, Eurotiomycetes, Eurotiales, Aspergillaceae. Gene Ontology annotation, molecular function: oxidoreductase activity, acting on the CH-OH group of donors, NAD or NADP as acceptor. Gene Ontology annotation, cellular component: cytoplasm. The record is from RefSeq and is a predicted model, not a curated record.
UUCUCCACUGCGGGUAAUAGGCAUGGGCUAGCCAGCAAUCAAUUAAUAUCUCCGAAGCUACUUGUGUGCGCUUGCAGUCUAAACUAAAAGUAGUGGUUCUUAGCAUGUGGCACAAUGUCUGAACGCUGGUUCUCCCAAUUCUUGUUCGCUCACACAUAUAUCCCACAAAGAAAAUGAGUGAAGAGAAUAAUCGAGUUGCCAUUGUUACAGGCGCGACUUCUGGUAUUGGAGCCGAUAUUGCCAGGGACCUGCAUUCCCGUGGAUGGAAAGUCGCCUGUGUUGGCCGCCGAACCCAGGCCGGAAACGAUCUUGUGCAGGGCCUGGGCGAGAACGCACGUUUUUUCCAAGCAGAUGUCAGCGACUAUCAGAGCCAGGCUGCUGUCUUCAAAAAGGUCUUCCAGUUAUGGGGGAGAAUUGAUGCACUGUGCGCGAACGCUGGCGUGGGUGAUCAGUCUUCGCUUUAUCUCCUUAACCGGCGCGAUAAAGGUGUCGAGGACGUCCCUCCAGAGCCAGACCUCUCCUGCACUGAUAUAAAUUUCAAAGGCGUCGUCUAUGGCACUGUGUUAGCAACGCACUUUAUGCGGCACAACAGGCCCGAGGCGGGCGGAAGGAUUGUGGUGACUGGCAGUAUUGGGGGUAUUUUUCCUCAUAGUACGUAUCCCGAAUACAGUGGAACCAAGGCAGCAGUCAAUCAAUUUGUUCGUGGCGUUGCGCCAAUGUUGAAGGCCAAGGAUAACAUCCAUAUUAACUGUGUCUUGCCGGGUAUUGUUGCCACACCCAUCGUCCCCCCUGAGAUGAUUGAGGCCGUGGCCCCGGAGUGCCGGACUCCGAUGAAGACGGUCCUCGAUGCAGUUCAAAUCUUCUUAGAAGAUAAAACGGGCAUAGCUGGUGAACUUCUGGAAUGCUCUGCAGAUAAACUGAUAUAUUAUCAUCUUCCAGAGAUGGGCAAUGGACCUAUCACCAAGCGUGCUGUGACCGUCUGGGAACCAUUGUUCAGACUGGCGCAUGGCGAGAACUCUGAUCUCCCGGAUGCGAUUCCAGACAUCAGCCCAUUUAAUGGCUCUUCUUUGGGUGCACCACGAGAUGCAAAGCUCUGACAGGUUGCCUGAGGAGCGACAAGCCUUGCCAUCUCUGGCGAGUAUGGCAGACGUAUAUAUUGUGAACAGAUUGUGACGACUAUCAUGGGAGGGAUUUCUGCAAGUUGUACUUAGCUUCUAUGGGUUCUCGCCAGUAUAUGUCUUCGAGAACCAAACUUAAUUCAACAGUUGUGACCAAUUGGACCAAACCUGGGCCUGUCCUGCAGCUCAACUCAAAGCAUGGUUCCGUAGAAACCAUAGAAAUGACACUCAAGCACUCACAAUACAAGCACCAAGCCUCAAAAACCCCUUACGUCAAGACGCAUGGCAAAACCCAGCCCCUUACCUUCUGCAAGAACCCUGGAUUAUAUUCCACCAUGCUAUAACCAUGACAUUUCCAUUACCCGACAACUCCCCGCAGUUCCACCGACCGACCCAGGCGGUCAUCUUGAUGCUUUUCGGGAAAU